Messenger RNA from Ixodes scapularis (black-legged tick), 4336 nucleotides. RefSeq names its product XK-related protein 6. The coding region runs from base 256 to 1620 and encodes 454 amino acids. Gene Ontology annotation, cellular component: plasma membrane. The transcript has 5 exons. The record is from RefSeq and is a predicted model, not a curated record. NCBI's taxonomy places the organism in Eukaryota, Metazoa, Arthropoda, Arachnida, Ixodida, Ixodidae. Gene Ontology annotation, biological process: apoptotic process involved in development; phosphatidylserine exposure on apoptotic cell surface; engulfment of apoptotic cell.
GUCGUCUGCUAGCGAGUAUCGUCAUUUCCGGAAGUUCAGCACCUCUCUUGCUCUUGCACCUCCUCGCUUUCCGCUCUGUUCCUCCUCUUCCUCCCAAUCCACCGAAACAAAGCAAACAAAUGUCAACAACAGUAGCAUAAAUCUACGCGGGGAAGAGGGACUGGUUGUUCGUGUCGUCCUUUCGUUUAUUUUAUUCUUCACAGUGGCGGGAGUGGGGUGAACGGCGGUUAAAUCCCCGCCGAUAAUCGUUCUCGGAUGCUCGCCGCCGCCGUGCCGAGUUCACCGGCAAGCUCGCACUCGUUCGCCAUGAAAAUGGACGGAUUCCGGACCAAGGGCGACACGGUCGACGCCGUCUCCGAGUCCUUGUCCUUCACCCGCUUCGACGCCGCGCUACUUGUCAUCUCGAUCGUGACGGUGUUCGCGGACGUGUUCAUCGACGUCUGGGUCGCCUACAGGCACCUCCAGAGCGGGAACCUGCUGUACUUUGGCCUCACCGUCGUCUUCAUCCUAGUCCCGUCGUGGGUCGUCACGUCGGUCAGCCUCAAGUGGUGCGUGAUCCAGGGUCGGCGCUCCGAGUACGACGAGUACAGGCAGAGGCUCUGGCUCGCGGUCACCCUGCACAUUUUCCAGUUGGCCAUCGUGUACAGGUACCUGAGUUCCCUCGUCUUCGGCAUUCGGAGCCAAGACAAGAAGCGCGCAAAGCCAGAGCGCAGGGUCUACUACCAGCUCAUGCUGUGGGAGGACAACGAUGCGGCCGUGCUGCGCCUCAUAGAAUCCUUCCUCGAGUCCGUUCCCCAGCUGCUCCUGCAGGUCUACAUCCUGACCACAAAUGUGGACCAGUCGUCGCUCAUGGUGGUCGCCCAGAAGGCGUCAGUGGGCAUCAGCGUGGCAUCCAUUGCGUGGUCCCUGGUGGCAUACGUGCGCACACUGCGCUUUUCGUUGGAGGACAGCCCCAACGUGUCGUGGCAGGCCACCAUCGUCUGCUACCUGUGGCGGGUCCUGGUGUUGGCCCCCCGCCUGGCCGCCCUGGCCCUCUUCACAGCCGUCUUCCACUGGGCCCUCUUCGUGCUCGUCCUCGCCCACUGGCUGCUCAUGUUCGCAUGGCUGGUGCGCUUCGUCCGCAUCGGCCAGUACGACACACGCACGGACAAGCUGUUCUUCAAGGCGGUCCUGGCGGCCAUCUAUGUCUUCUGCUUUGUGGACAUGGCUCCCGGCAACCGUCGUUUCCGGUACGCCUUCUUCUACGCUGUCAUGUUUGCCGAAAACGCCCUGCUGCUGGGCCUGUGGUACCGGUACGCCGAACCGACACCCUGGUACCACACCGUGGCUCUACUGGGGAGCUUCUGCAGCUUCUGCAUGGGAAUCAUGUUCCUGAUAAUCUACUACCUUUUGCUGCACCCAAAUGCAUCCAGCAUCGUUCAGCCUGAAUCUUCGGAGAUCAACAUCAGAAACGGUUUUGCCGGCGAAAGUCACGAGCCCUCGGAGACACCGUCGACGGGACGCAAUUCGCCACAGCGCGUUUCGCUGACCAACUCGUCCCCGAAGAGGGAUUCCCUGACACCCUGUCUCGAGGCGGGCGACCCUUGUUCGUUACCUGGUUUCAAGGUCACUCCUGUGUGACCUUGAAACCGGGUAGUGGUCGUUUUGCGUGUUGCAUGUCGGCACAUGCAGUGAAAAGCUUCUGAAUGUUGCUCACUGACCACCGUGCAGAUAGAGCGAGGUUCGAGCUUGCUCGAUUUGCACGGUCGUGCGUAAUCUGUCAGUGGAAGAUUUGUCGACGGUUGAAUGGCAGGGUUAUGAACCAAACACCGCAGGAGAGUAAUGUGGGCAUCUCAAGUUAACAUCUGUUUCACCGGUGCUCGAAAUCAUUCCUGGUCGCCCAAGGAGUCGCCGAGCCUCUCUGUAUGUUACUGUCAUAGAGACCUGAUUGAUAUGGCAGGAUUAGCUGCACUAUUGCUCGAAUUCCUUUGUGGACAGAAAUGAUAAGUCGUUCCUACAUUGAUCAAAUGCAAUUGUAGUGCAAUCUGUCAGAAUAGCUGUGUGCUUAGGAAUCUACCGACAAAGUGUCAGUUGUUACCCCGAGGGACUACUGCUGCUCAAAUUCGCUUGUGGACAGAAAAGAUGAAUCAUCCUUCUAUAACCAAAUCGGAUCAUAAUGCAAAUAAUGUGUCAGGAUAGCUGCACACUUUGCAAUCUACUCACAAAGUAGCAGUGGGCCAAUGCAAGAUGAUGACCUAAAUUUUAUUUUUCAUGAAACUAAAGCUUGAAGGCAGGUUUUGCAAACAAAGCCGUUAGUUUCGUAUGACAUGAAUCUGACCAUGUUUUUUGUGGAGGUAAGCUUUAGGCAAGCAUGAACAACCCUAGCUCCACAAAAGCUGCAUUAUAUAAUUGAAUAUGUGAAGCAACUAGCUGUAGGUAAUGUAGAUUAAACAAACAGGGGAGAUCUGUGCUUUUGAUUCAGCAGGUGCUACGAUUAAUCGGCACAUCUAACAACAAAGGAACACAUUUAAGCUCGUGCUGUCUCGUUUGUGGUGUUUGGUUGCAACCGUCUAAAGUUGCGACACGUCAUACUGUUCCUAAGCUGUAGCUACAGAGUUGACGUUAAACUCGGCAUGACUGAAUUACAAAGUGAGUGGAGUUUUUUGCAGUGUCGUUUUCCCACCUUGCAAGUAGCUUGGUUUCUUUUACGAGCUUUCAGCGGCCAUAAGUCUAGUACAAUGUACAGAAUUUAUUUUUUGUGUUGGCAAGUGUGAAUUUUGAGCUCCGACUGCGGAUGUGUCAGGGGUAAAUAGAAUCUGCAGCAUUGAAAUGUUUGGCGUGCCUUUACACUCCCUGAAACCAGACUUUCUCAUAGAAUGUCUUCAUCCAUUAUUUGGAACUGUAGAAAAUGUGUAUGUACACAGUAGCAGAGCAGACCUUAAGUCUUUAGGAUUUUCUGGCCCACGUCAAGACAGGAUCAUUCCGAAUGUACAAAGUCAUCCAGUCUGUGCAUCUUAAUGAUCAUUCAUGAGCCUUCCACAUUUAUUGGUAGCUACAACAUAAUGGUACUUCUAAAGGUUGUGUAACUUCUUGCCUUCUGUCACUGUUUUGACCCACGAUUUUAUAUGAACAUGGGGUUUCAUUCAUUAAUCAUUCAGGACCCAUUUCGGUUGUUGCGGUGCAAACAUAUUUAAUUGACGUCCUCGCUUCAUUGUUCCUUGACCCUGCGACUGACCUCGCAGAAACUGUAGCUGCUCGACUUCCGCGCCCAUUUCACUUCUAGUCAUGUUGUCGGUGUAUCAUGUGUAUGUUUCGAAAAAUGUGACGUUGCGUUUUAGCAGUCCUUUUUGCGAUGCAGGGUUUUGGAAGUGUCUCAAAUAUAUACAAAAGAAAAGGUGCACCACGGGAAUUUGCGUACACUGCCCCUCCGAACAAAGUAUGCCUUCCGCCCUCCGAAACGUUUUUGUGAUACCACACAUUCCAGUUGUCGAAAGCGUUGUGAAAGAAACGGUCGUUUCGGGGAGCUGCUCGCCAACUCGGCGAUGUGCCGCCGGUGCUAUUGUAGCGUAGGCUAGAAGCUCUAAAUUAGUAGCUACCCUUCGUCGGCCACUUCGUUCCACAACUUCAUUUUGGUUGCCACCAUUUUAGUCUGCAACGGUGUGAAGCAGCCGAGGUGGCAUUGUUUUGCCCUGUCGCGGACUAACAUUUUCGUAGGACGAAAACCCUUUUCCUGCGAUGUUAGGUGAAGCCUUGUACAGCUGGCAACAAUGAUUGUAAGUACCAAGAUGACCGAUGUGUUUUUACUGUUAGUGGCUCUAGUGUAGGCGACCUCCCCCUAAUGUCAGCAUCGGUCGAGUCUUCGCGUCGACCGUCACGAGUCGUGAUCUCUUUUUUUUUUUUUUUUUUUUUUUAAAGGUGAUGACAAGCUCAAGUGAUCACUUGAUCGGUUCAAGUGUCAUGAUAUCAGUUUAUUAGUCUACAUUUUAACGGUUGGAGGGUCGUGAACAUUGGAGCCACUUGCUUCCGAGCGGCUCUAGUGAACACUAUUUACGCGUGCUAACGGGUGUCACAUUUUUAUAGAGUCAACCAUGUUAUUGGCGAGGGAUGGGCUUGUAUCGGUUGAGCCAAUGAACAUAUUUGUUACACUAAACUUUGUGCUGUUACGUGAAGCAUGUUUUGGAUGGGGGACCUCCCAUUGUAUGCGAUAGAGUGGGUGGGAAUUAUCUCAUUUUUAUAUAUAUAAUUCUGCCUACAUCAUGUUUUCAUGUUGCAUAUUCUUCACAUCACCAGGAAAAUGCCCAUCAUUUUCCGUUACAUUGUAUCGACAUGGUUCAAUAAUAAAGAUGCUCAGAUUUGA